Messenger RNA from Centruroides sculpturatus (bark scorpion), 1894 nucleotides. RefSeq names its product protein ABHD4-like. Bases 298 to 1458 code for a protein of 386 amino acids. Gene Ontology annotation, cellular component: lipid droplet. Lineage: Eukaryota; Metazoa; Arthropoda; Arachnida; Scorpiones; Buthidae. The transcript is spliced from 8 exons. The record is from RefSeq and is a predicted model, not a curated record.
GUUUAGCUGUUGUAGGAGAAAUCGCGGGAGGAAAGCAAGUAUGCUCGUGUGUGCUAUUAGUCAUUCGUUGUGUGUUAAUUUACCUCGACAGCAUGACAAAUAAAAUUAAUACUGCCUUUUUUACCACUUCUAUUAACUUGUCUUCCAGUAAAAACAAGAAAAUGUUUUACGUGGUAUUUACGAAUGUUGAGUUUUAAAAUACUCCCUUCGGUAAUUAUGAUUAUGUAGAAACUUCUUGAAAUAUUGGAAAACAAAGGAAAUGCUGGAAGUAAAUACCGAACCAUUGGAAACGAUUUUAUGAUAACCUUAAUUUAUGCGAUGGUCAGUUAUCUAAUGUCUUGGAUGAUGAGCUUCAUUCCUAAUCAUUUCUUAAAACGGUUUCGGUGGUGCCCUACGUCCUUUGAAGAACUGGACGAAGCCGAAAAGAACAUCUUGAGUUAUGUGAAAAAACCAUUUGUUGCAGAAUACGUUAACAUAGGUACGGAAUGGGGCUACAACGACAGCGACAUCAAAAUAUGGACUUUAAAAAUGAAUACGACCUCCAGACAGACUCCCCUAGUCAUGAUUCACGGGUUUGCUUCCGGAGUCGGUCUGUGGAUUAUGAACUUGGACGUACUCUCUACGAACUGUCCUGUGUAUGCUUUUGAUUUACUCGGUUUUGGAAAGAGUUCAAGACCAAAGUUUAGUAAAGAUGCAAUAGAAGCAGAAAAUCAAUUUGUUUGCAGUAUCGAAGCAUGGCGGAAGAAACUCGGAUUGCAGAAAUUUUUUCUACUCGGCCACAGUCUGGGAGGAUUUGUUGCGGCCGCUUAUGCGCUGAAGCAUCCCGACCGCGUGGCUCAUCUGAUUUUGUGUGAUCCGUGGGGUUUUCCCGAACGUCCGAUAUCCAUGUCUCACAGAUACAAUUUACCGACGUGGGUGAAAGUGGUGGUUAAUUUCCUUCGGCCGUUCAAUCCUCUGGCCAGUCUCAGAGCCGCCGGUCCCGCCGGUCCCAUUUUAUUGAAGAGGGUGCGUACGGAUCUGAGAAGAAAAUUUUCUUCCGUGAUUAACGACGAAGAGGCCAUUCAUAAUUAUUUAUAUCACUGCAACGCGCAAACUCCGAGUGGGGAAGUGGCAUUUAAAGCCAUGACUGGCGAAUUCGGAUGGGCGAAACAGCCGAUGAUAUCACGAAUCGACAGUCUGAGACCUGACGUUCCUAUUACUUUCAUCUACGGAUCUAAAUCGUGGAUAGACAAACAGACUGGCAUUUUAAUUAAAAACAGUAGAUUGGAUUCCUAUGUCAAUGUUCAGGUGAUACAGCGUUCGGGUCAUCACGUGUACGCCGAUCAACCCGAUUACUUCAACAGAUUAGUUCGCAAGAUCUGCAACACCGAUUGGCAGACCACGACGGGGAGGGUCGAUAGCGAGACCGAGCCCAGCAGCGCCGACGAGAACGCCCCCGAACGGGAAAGCUCAGAAUAAUUUAGAUAAUCUUCCAUCGUCCCCGUUCCGAGAUACUAUUAAAUAGUAUUGUAAAUAACUGUCUAGACAUUCGAGUCUUUAAGGUAGACUACGUCAUUCCCGAGAGGCUGUCGAGCCGGUUACCCGGUUACUUCUGCACUCCGAUUACGUCAUCGUCAAAAACUACCUCGCUUACGUCAUCGGCGAAAGCGGGUUUCUCGGUCGGCUCGAUCCUCCUCUUCGCCUCCAGGUAGAAUCGGAUAUUUUCCCACGGCAGGGAAUUUCCCUACAGACGAAGCUGUUAGAUUUUGAAUAAAUUUUAACCCGAAAAUCCGAGCUUGAAUGUAACGGAGUUACGUAAUCAGUGUUGUGUAUCUCGAUGUGUGACGUCACUCGAAAAGAUUCUUUACGUGUUAUUGUAUACGAAACGUGCAUUACAAUAAAUGUGUUAAUGUUA